AUGACUUCUGUCAAAGAGUUCCCCACGAUCAAGACCGUUAGGUCUUUUGUGAUUGGCGGAGUCGGUUCAGGCGGCGAUUACCAUAAUGUUAAAGGGGGACACUGGUUGAUUGACUCGUCAAUCUCGACGCCGUGCUCAAGAUGGGAAGAGUACCGGAAAUCUCGGACAAGCUGGGGCAUCAACGUCUUGGGCUCCUUUUUUGUCGAGAUCGAGGCGACUGAUGGCACUGUUGGCUAUGCAACUGGCUUUGGAGGUCCUCCCGCAUGCUGGCUCACCCACCAACACUUUGAGCGCUUCCUCAUCGGCGCCGACCCGCGCAGGACCAAUCAUCUCUUUGAGCAGAUGUACCGCGCAUCCAUGUUCUACGGGCGCAAAGGUCUCCCCAUCGCCGUCAUAUCAGUCAUCGACCUCGCUCUGUGGGACCUGUUGGGCAAGAUCCGCAAAGAGCCCGUCUACCAGAUGAUCGGCGGCGCGACCAAGGACCGGCUCAACUUCUACUGCACGGGCCCCGAGCCAACUGCUGCCCGCGACAUGGGCUUCUGGGGCGCCAAGGUGCCGCUCCCGUACUGCCCCGACGAGGGCCACGUCGGGAUGAGGAAGAACAUCGAGUUCCUCCGCAAGCACCGCGAGGACGUCGGGCCAGACUUCCCCCUGAUGGUGGACUGCUACAUGAGCCUGAACGUGUCGUACACCAUCGAGCUGGUAGAGAAGUGCAAGGACCUGGACAUCAACUGGUGGGAGGAGUGCUUGUCGCCCGACGACACGGACGGCUUCGAGCAGAUCAAGCGCGCUCACCCCACGCUCAAGUUCACGACGGGCGAGCACGAGUACUCGCGCUUCGGCUUCCGCAAGCUCGUCGAGGGCCGCAACCUCGACAUCAUCCAGCCCGACGUCAUGUGGCUCGGCGGGCUGACGGAGCUGCUCAAGGUCUCGGCCAUGGCGGCCGCCUACGACAUCCCCGUCGUCCCGCACGCCUCGGGCCCCUACAGCUACCACUUUGUCAUGUCGCAGCCCAACACGCCCUUCCAGGAGUACCUGGCCAACUCGUCCGACGGCAAGAGCGUGCUGCCCGUGUUUGGCGACCUGUUCAUGGACGAGAUCAUCCCGUCCAAGGGCUUCUUAACGCCCAAGGACCUGGACAAACCGGGCUUCGGCUUGACGCUCAACCCUGCCGCCAGGGCCAAGAUGAUUCCCGGCGAGUUUUGGGUCAACCCCGCGCCGAUGAAGGCACUUGGCAGUGGUGCUGCUGCUGAAGAGAAGAAGCAGGGUGCCGUGGAGGCGGUGGUGAACAAGGUGCAAGAGCUUACGACGUCAUGA
Messenger RNA from Pyricularia pennisetigena, 1317 nucleotides. RefSeq lists its product as uncharacterized. Gene Ontology annotation, molecular function: L-rhamnonate dehydratase activity; magnesium ion binding. Gene Ontology annotation, biological process: carbohydrate catabolic process. Lineage: Eukaryota; Fungi; Ascomycota; Sordariomycetes; Magnaporthales; Pyriculariaceae. The record is from RefSeq and is a predicted model, not a curated record. The transcript is spliced from 3 exons. Bases 1 to 1317 code for a protein of 438 amino acids.